CGGCUAUUGAUUGGCUGCGGCGAGGGCAGGCGGCUCUGCCGGCAGCGGUUACCCAGGGUUUCCGGUGUGAGGCCAGAGUGGGCGAAGCCGUCGGGACGUAGGCUGUGAGGAUCCGCUCCUAACCUAGCAUUACAAACCACAAUGAAGAACCAAGACAAAAAGAAUGGAGCUGCCAAACCAUCAGGCUCCAACACAAAAAACCCGGGGCAACCGGAAGCAGGACCAGAGGGAGCCCAGGGGCGGCCCAGCCAGUCGGCUCCUGUGACAGAAGCUGAAGGUUCCACCAGCCAGGCUCCAGGGAAGACUGAGGGAGCACAAGCCAAAACUGCUCAGUCAGGGGCCCUCCGUGAUGUCUCUGAGGAGCUGAGCCGCCAGUUGGAAGACAUCCUGAGUACAUACUGUGUGGACAAUAGUCAGGGGGGCCCAGGUGAGGAUGGGGCACAGGGUGAACCUGCUGAACCCGAAGAUGCAGAGAAGUCCCGGACCUAUGCCUCAAGGAAUGGGGAGCCUGAACCAGAGACCCCAGUAGUCAAUGGUGAGAAGGAGACCUCCAAGGGAGAGCCAGGCACAAAUGAGAUCCGGGCAAGUGACGAUGUUGGAGACCGAGACCACCGAAGACCACAGGAGAAGAAGAAAGCCAAGGGUCUGGGGAAGGAGAUCACAUUGCUGAUGCAGACACUGAACACACUGAGUACCCCAGAGGAGAAGCUGGCAGCUCUGUGCAAGAAGUAUGCUGAACUGCUGGAGGAGCACCGGAACUCCCAGAAGCAGAUGAAGCUCCUGCAGAAGAAGCAGAGCCAGCUGGUGCAGGAGAAGGAUCACCUGCGCGGUGAGCACAGCAAGGCCGUCCUGGCCCGCAGCAAGCUGGAGAGCCUAUGCCGCGAGCUGCAGCGCCACAACCGCUCCCUCAAGGAAGAAGGCGUGCAGCGGGCCCGGGAGGAGGAGGAGAAACGCAAGGAGGUGACCUCGCACUUCCAGGUGACGCUGAAUGACAUACAGCUGCAGAUGGAGCAGCACAAUGAGCGCAACUCCAAGCUGCGCCAGGAGAACAUGGAGCUGGCUGAGCGGCUCAAGAAGCUGAUUGAGCAGUACGAGCUACGAGAAGAGCACAUUGACAAAGUCUUCAAACACAAGGACCUGCAGCAGCAGCUGGUGGAUGCCAAACUCCAGCAGGCCCAGGAGAUGCUCAAAGAGGCAGAGGAGAGGCACCAGCGGGAGAAGGAUUUUCUCCUCAAAGAGGCAGUGGAGUCCCAGAGGAUGUGUGAGCUGAUGAAGCAGCAGGAGACCCACCUGAAGCAGCAGCUUGCCCUAUACACGGAGAAGUUUGAGGAGUUCCAGAGCACUCUUUCCAAAAGCAGUGAGGUGUUCACCACAUUCAAACAGGAGAUGGAAAAGAUGACUAAGAAGAUCAAGAAACUGGAGAAGGAAACCACCAUGUACCGGUCCCGAUGGGAGAGCAGCAACAAGGCCUUGCUUGAGAUGGCUGAGGAGAAAACACUCCGGGACAAAGAGCUGGAGGGCCUACAGGUGAAAAUCCAGCGGCUGGAGAAGUUGUGCCGGGCGCUGCAGACAGAACGCAAUGACCUGAACAAGAGGGUACAGGACCUGAGUGCUGGUGGCCAGAACCACCUCACUAACAGUGGCCCUGAGCGAAGGCCAGAGGCUGCCACUGCCUCCAGGGAGCAGGGUAGUGAGGGGCCCGGGGCCCAAGUACCUAGCUCCCCAAGGGCCAUGGAAGCUCCUUGCUGCCCUGGAGCACUGAGUACAGAAACAUCGGGCCAAAUAGGGCCCCAGGAGCCCACCUCCACCACUGCCUAGGGAGCCCGGCACCGGGGGUGUGCUGGGAAGGGAGCAGGCAGCCCUGGCCCAUGCAAGACUCCCACCACUAAGUAGCCAGAGCCCGAGGCCAGGGUGCUGUGAUCUGGCUGGCAUCUGACAUUUUGCAGUUUUGAAUUUUGUGGGUCAGUUUUACAUACAUAACAGCAUAUGUGCAAGGCCUCAUACAUUUAUAUCUGUAAGUGUAAAACGGACUUGCGUUGAAGGUGUACAGAUGAAAUGAGUGGCUCUUCUGUGAGCCAAAGAGUCUUACAGAGAAUCUGUCAUCUAUAGCUGCCUUCACAGUGAGCUGGCAGGACAAGUGACCUGAGCAUUUCCCUGCCUCAUUUGUGGCUCACCCCUUCCCCUCCUGCCAUUCAGGACUCCUGACAAGAGACAUACCCAGGCCUUGACUGAAUUUUCUCUUGUUGGGGCUCCUAGCUCCCCUGGAAGCUCCUUUGCUUUUCUCCUGGAAAAGGGACCUCCAGGCAGGGCCCUCAGACUUGGUAACGGAACUGCUUUCCUGCCUAGGACGAGGACCUGGAGUGUGUGUGUGUGAGAUGAAGCACUAGGGGGGAGCCCCUCGGGUGCCACAUCCCCUGCCCUCCAGUAGUGCCAGGACCAGGCCAAUGAUGCUUCUCAGUAGCCUUAUCAUUCACAGGUGCCUCUCUAGCCUGCACAAAAGAUGACAAGAGAUCACCCAAAGGAUUCUUCUGAAGGUUUUUCUGUUCCUGUUUUUGUUUUCGCACAUGACAGUGUUUGCUUCGAGAUUUUGAAAGGGUGUGGGGUGCUAUGGCAGUGGCACCCCAGUUCCCGGCUCCUAUGCCCCACCCCCUCUUCAGCCCACCUGGCGCCUUUGCCAUGUUGGUGCUAAGGUAUCCUGUUAGAUGAAACAGAUUGUAGGAGGAAAGGCUUCUCACACUGUUCAGCGUGCCUGUGGGUUUCAGUCCUGGGCAGCUGGUGCUGAUUGCCCUUGUCACUGUCUCCAAGCAGCGGCUGUGGGCCGCCUGUCCAACUUUCCCUGUGGCUUUGGGUCUGCUGCUUCCUGACUUCCCCUGCAGUGUGCAGCCUUUGAGGUCUGCCCUGGUGCCAUUGCCUAAGGAAUAAGCUGAGGUAUGUGGGAGUCCCCAGUUCUUCCCUGACAAUUGAGGGAUGAAAGACUCAACAAUUUUCUGAGCCCCAGAAACCCACAAAAUGGCUGCAGUUAUUUGUGUCUGUGUCCCCUUCCCAAAUACCUGCUGUCCUGUACUCUAAAAGUUCUGCUGGGUGCAGACUUGCUGGGAUUUUCACCAGUCUAUACAGAGCAGUUUUCUGGAACAAAUUAGAAUAAGCCUCAGACCAGGAAGAAGGGCUGUGCUGGGCUUGAGGUACUGCAUGCCAUCUCCAGCUAGACCUCAGCCUCCCUGUAGCUUAGGGAACCACAGACUGAGGAGCAGGAUGGUCUGGCUUCUGCUCUUGCUGUGUAUCUGAAACUCGUUCAUUAUCCUGUAGGUCCCUUCAUCUUCUAUGUCUAGCCUGCUCUCAACCCUUAACUGAAAUCCCUCAGAUUCAUGAAGAGUGUUCAGUACUCCAGAAUUAUGUUAGGACUUAGACCAGAGAUGGCAAGGGAGUGACACACCAUCUCUCCUCUGCCCCUGUGGCAAGUACCAUUAACCUCCUUUUAGAGUAUUCCCACUAAUCCCUGGGAUAUCCUCAUUUCACAAGACUCACCAGCCAAAUGUAAGUGCUGAGGCCUGUUUGCCAUCUCUGGCUAAGAUACUGCUCUUCUGUGGGGAAGUGUUUACCAAGACCUUUUCUUCCCUUCUGAAAUGCCUGUGUCUGAAUGGUCCCCAGACUUGCCUUUUUCUGCUCCAGUAAGGCUUUCUGCUUUCCCCCGCCCCGUACCAGGCUGAGGUUCUCGAGCUGCCAACCCCAUAUAGGAUUUGCUGGGCUGUGGAAGUACAGGGAAGAGGCAGAAACUUCUGAUUGCCUGCCUCACUUCAGCUACCUGCGCUGGGGUGUUGAAGCCCAGCGUGGUGGUGUGGAGAUGGCACCUGUAUGGCACAGCAGCCCUCUGAGACUAAGUCUAGCUACUGAGGAGAGGCAGUGAGCAGGGGGGCCCCACCUGGACUCCCUAGGUCAGAAAAAUAAGUCGUCGGCAGGGUAUAACCUUUACUCUCAGCUCCAGCCAUCACUCUGUCUUCAGGCCCAUACUCCCCUUCUCUCCAUUGACCCAAGUUACGCCAGUCACUGCAGCUGCUCCACUUGCUCUGCUUCCAGUCAGCCCAGCUCCCUGCGUGCUGCCCACACCAGCCAGGGCCUGGGCCAGAUGAGGAAGGUGGCCCAUCUGUGACUGAAGGCCAGUGCCUUCCUUGCUGGCAGGCCCCACAUAUAGGACCUCAGUUUUAGGACCAAGAGCUGUGUUAGUUACUGAGACUGCUAGCUUUUCCUCCUGGGAACCAUAGUGGCUGAGGCUCACAGCCCAGAGCCCUCAGCUCCUCUGACUGUAAUUCAUGUCAGGACCAUCUCUGGCUGAGAGCUUCAAGUAUACCAGAUUCUGAGGCAGCAGCACUUUCAAUUGUUCUUUGUUUUACAUGAGGUUUUUGGACCAUGGGCUGAACUCAGGCACUUUCUAUAAAGGAAUGUUAUGUCCGUAAAAGUGGUUAUUUCUCCUCUAGCCCAUCAUACUGGCCCUGCUGAGGGCUGACCAAGAGGCCACUAGAGCUGCCCUGGUAUCUGGAGGGUAUCUGCCUGCUGAGCUGAUUCUCCAGCUGCCUCCCCAGCCCCCCACCUUACACCACGCAGAGGGUCUGACCCCAGGGACAGCCAGGCACCUGCCUGGGGGAGGGGUGCUGCCUUCUGUCCCUGUAACUGCUUCCCAUAACGGCCCGACCUGGCUACCAGAUUUGUUUGAAGCUGUGCUGACAGCCUUUUUGUCUCCUUUUAGUGUUCACAGCAGCCAGGGACUUAAUUUUGCUGUAUUUUAAACCACAUUAAAUAAAGAGUUUGUUGCCUUAA
This is a messenger RNA of Manis javanica (Malayan pangolin), 4812 nucleotides long. NCBI's taxonomy places the organism in Eukaryota, Metazoa, Chordata, Mammalia, Pholidota, Manidae. The record is from RefSeq and is a predicted model, not a curated record.